Messenger RNA from Lethenteron reissneri (Far Eastern brook lamprey), 1633 nucleotides. RefSeq lists its product as uncharacterized. The record is from RefSeq and is a predicted model, not a curated record. Gene Ontology annotation, cellular component: phosphatidylinositol 3-kinase complex. Gene Ontology annotation, molecular function: 1-phosphatidylinositol-3-kinase regulator activity. Gene Ontology annotation, biological process: phosphatidylinositol phosphate biosynthetic process. NCBI's taxonomy places the organism in Eukaryota, Metazoa, Chordata, Hyperoartia, Petromyzontiformes, Petromyzontidae.
CAGAAGACGCGAGCCAGAGGCGUUCGCAGUCGCGGCAGAUUGAACCACGACGGGUGGUAGUCGCGCACGGCGACCCACGCGCAGGGGACCCGUACACUCAAGGGCUCCCACGGGAACCAACGCUCCGGGACUCGUACACUACAGGACUCACCCCGACCCUCACCCCCCGGGGAACCAACGCUUCGGUUUACCGGGACACGCUCGUUACGUCGGCCCCGUAUCGGGAUUCGAGCGCACGCCGAGAGGAGGAGUGGACUCCGUCGGCCCAUGGGGUUCAUCUGCCCGGGUCGCCGCGAGUUGGACGCAGCGUCCGCGAUGGGAGUGCGCGUGGUCGCCGCGGGGAGCGCCGCCGCUUCCACCGAGAGUCGCCCCUUCGCUGGCGAGCCCGGCACCGACUCACGAGCCGCGCGCCUCUGGAGGGAGCCGCGCGCGUGGGCCCCGCACCCGGGCCCCGUGUCCCCUCCGCUGCCUCGACCCCCUCGCUCCUCCUCCUCCUCGUCGGCGGUGGCGGUGACGGUAGUGGACGCGGCACCCGUGGCCACGCGGCUUCGCUCGUUCACUUCUGCGCAGGAACUUCUCGCCGUGCAGCGCACGGUGGCGGCCCUGGCCGAGAGCGGCUUCUACUGGGGCUCCGUGGCCGGGCCCGAGGCUCGGCGUCUGCUCGCCUCGCAGCCCGUGGGCACUUUCCUGGUGCGCGACAGCACCGACCCGCGCCACCUCUUCAGCCUCACGCUGCGCACGCGGCUCGGCGCCACGAGCGUGCGGGUGCAGCUGCACGCGGGGCGGUUCCGCCUCGAGUGCAGCCAGCGCAGGGACGCGUUGCCCGGCUUCGACUGCGUGCUCAGGCUCCUGGAGCACUACGUGCGUCCUGCGGGACCCCCCGGCGUCGACUUCAACAACGGCGACAACAACAACAACGCCGACAACGCCGCCGCGCAGAGCGGGGCUGGUGGCCGUGGUGGGGGUGCAUCCCACCGGCACGCACAGAGAGGGGGGCCCCUCGCGGUCACGGAGAGGGGGUCCGUAGCAGAGAAGCGGCGAGCGCAGCAGCAGCAGCGGGAGCAGCAGCAGCAGCAGCAGCGGAGGAGGAGGAGGCGGCGGCGGCGGCGAGAGCGGCUGCCGGUGUGGCGGGCAAGGGACGCACGCCGCUUUUGCUCACGCGGCCUCUGCGCCACACGCGCGUGCCGCAGCUGCAGCACCUCGCGCGCAAGGCGGUGCACCGCGCGCUCGCGGGACGCAAGCCCGAGCAGCUACAGCUGCCCUCUCUGCUGCAGGGAUACCUCGAGACGUACCCCUACCAGCUGUGACGGGGAGAGGGAGAGAGGGGGCGGGGGCGAUGACCGCCUGCAAACGAUUUGGGAGGAGGUGCGUGUUGGGGUGGUGGGGGGUAAAGCCGGGACACGUGACUCUGCCGGUUGUCUGCUGGGACUCUGUCGGAGGGGGGGGGGGGCUCCGUGCCAAAGCCAUGGCGGAUGUCUAAGGCCCCCCCCACACCCCACGACUCCACCACCACGCGCACGGAGUGACUGUGAAAGGUGGACGUUGGGUGCCUGCCAGGGCUGAGUUCGCAGUGCACCACGUGGUUUUGUAGAUUAUUUUAUUAUUAUUAUUAUGAUGCAAUAGAGACUGGGGG